Molecule: messenger RNA, 1176 nt
Organism: Paramecium tetraurelia
Lineage: Eukaryota; Ciliophora; Oligohymenophorea; Peniculida; Parameciidae
Exons: 4
Biological process (GO): endocytosis; signal transduction; peptidyl-serine phosphorylation
Cellular component (GO): nucleus; cytoplasm
Molecular function (GO): protein serine/threonine kinase activity; ATP binding
Source: RefSeq, a predicted model, not a curated record
AUGUAGUCAGCUUUACCAAGAGUAAGAUUCUAGAGCGAGUAUCCAGUGAAAAAGGUGGUGAGUCCUUUGAUUGAAUUGCCAAUUGAGUAUUAAUUGGUGGAAAAGGCAGGCCAAGGAAGUUUCGGAGAAAUUUACAAGAUUUACAAUACUUUGACUCGCACUUUACAUGCAUGCAAAGUGGAGUUCAAAGAUACGAGACAAUAAAAUCAACAAUCCUUGUUAGUUAAGGAAUACAACACAUUCUAAUAGUUGAAGGGAAUCCCUCAAGUCCCCCAGCCUUAUCAAUUAAUUUAACAGUAAGAUUACAAAUUAAUCAUAAUGCCCUAUUAUGGUUCUGGCAAUCUCGAAGAACUAAGAAAGAAAUAAAUUCACGAGAAGUUCUCUGAAACCUGCAUAAUUAGAAUGGCAUAUUGUCUAAUUUCAGUAAUUGAGGCUGUUCACGAAAGGAAGUACGUGCAUAGAGAUAUCAAACCUGAAAAUUUCUUGGUAGGUAGUUUUGGUGAUCAUCAUACAGUUUAUUUGAUUGAUUUUGGACUAGCCAAACCCUUUGUUGAUGCCUAAGGCAUUCACAUUUAACAGGCAGACAAUAAAGGCAUGGUUGGCACAGCCAGAUACACCAGUAUUAACUCCCAUUUGGGUGCCGAAUAAAGUAGAAGAGAUGAUUUAGAAGCCAUGUGUUAUGUCCUGCUGUAUCUUUAUAAUGGUCAAUUGCCUUGGCAGAAUUUCAAUUGUCAAACCAGACAAGAGAAGUUUUUGAAGAUCCUAGAGGCCAAACAGAAAUUCGCUUCAGGUUAGUUAGAAAUAAACAUUCCUCCCAUUCUUAAGAAAAUCUAUGAUCAUUCCAAAGGGUUGAGAUUCGAUGAGCAACCAAAUUAUUCCAAAAUGAAAGAGAUCUGCAAAGAGGGAUUCAGCAAAACUAGACCUUACUGUUUUGAUUGGUGUGUAGUUGAUUGUAAAAUUAAACCUUUUGAAGACAUUAAUGAUGGAUAAAGUGAAUUGGCGAGUGAAUUCUCAACUGUUCGUAAACAAUUGAAGGGACAAACUACUGAUUAGAUUAGCACCAAUCUCAAAAAGAUAUUGCCAUGUGAGUAAAUUAAAGAAGAGGAUGAAGAAUCCAUUAGUGAACUACCUAAUGUCCAAAAGAUAACCAAAUUUUAUUAAAAUAAAAAACAUUGA